Messenger RNA from Entrophospora candida, 308 nucleotides. The record is from the annotation of a GenBank genome assembly. NCBI's taxonomy places the organism in Eukaryota, Fungi, Glomeromycota, Glomeromycetes, Entrophosporales, Entrophosporaceae.
AGAAAAUUUCUAUGGAGAAAUCUUUAAUGCCAUAUAGUUUUGAUCUGGGAAUUAAUAUCAUUAAUAAUAAUUCAUACAAGUCAACAGAAAAAAUUCCUGUGGAGAAGCCUUUAAUGCCAUAUAGUUCUGAUCUGGGAAUUAACACCAUUAAUAAUAAUUCAUAUAAAUCAAUAGGAAAGAUUACUGUAGAGAAGAAAUCUUUAAUGCCAUAUAGUUUUGAUCUGGGAAUUAACACUGUUAAUAAUAAUUCACACAAAACAAAGGAGAAAAUUCCUGCGGAGAAAUCAUUAAUGCCAUAUAGUUUUUGA